Messenger RNA from Trichoderma virens Gv29-8, 1920 nucleotides. RefSeq lists its product as uncharacterized. The record is from RefSeq and is a predicted model, not a curated record. The transcript has 3 exons. Bases 1 to 1920 code for a protein of 639 amino acids. NCBI's taxonomy places the organism in Eukaryota, Fungi, Ascomycota, Sordariomycetes, Hypocreales, Hypocreaceae. Gene Ontology annotation, molecular function: DNA-binding transcription factor activity, RNA polymerase II-specific; RNA polymerase II cis-regulatory region sequence-specific DNA binding; protein binding. Gene Ontology annotation, biological process: regulation of transcription by RNA polymerase II.
AUGCCGCCAUCGGGCAAGAGAGGCCAGCGCGGGCGGCGCGACCUUCGCAAGGACAAGGAAAUCGCCGCAGACCUCGAGAGCUCGUCGCCCAGCCGUCCCGCCAAGCGGCGCAAGAGAGCUCCCUCGCCAGACCAGGCCGACACCGUCCCAGCCGGCGCUCCGUCGCAAGCGCAGGAGUCUUCGUCGUCGCCCAGAGCCGACAACGACCAGCUGGUGGCGCAGGUGACGCAGCAGCUCCGGAUGCAGCCCGUCCAGGCGAGCAAGGACCAUUCCAACGCCAUCCACGAGGCCCACGGCGACGGCGUCAAGGCAUAUGCAAAGAUCGCGGCGCAGGACUGGACGUACUACAUCACCAAGCUCAACGUCAAUAUCGGGCGCGCGCCGGAGCCGUCUCAUGCCGGGCCGGCCAGCGAUGAAAAUGCCGUGCAUAUCGAUCUCGGCCCGGGCAAGAUGGUGUCGCGCGAGCAUGCGACGAUCACGUUCGACGCCGACGACGAGAGCUGGAUGCUGUACGUCAAGGGCCGCAACGGCGCCAAGGUGGACGGCCAGAUAAUCAAGCCGCAGACCUCGCACCCUCUGACAAGUGGAGAGGUCGUCGAGAUUGGCAACGUCGAGAUGAUGUUUGUGCUUCCUUCGGAAAUCAGUGGGCUGCAUAUCCAUCCCACCUUUCUCCAGCGGUGCGGACGGGGCACCGAUACGCCAAAGGCUGCGCAGCCUCGCCAGUACGCCCCGGGCACGCCGGCCAAGGUAGAUUUGAAGAGGCCCGGUACGCCGACGUCAUCGCAGGACCGUAGCGCGGCGACGAUUGUCAAGUCUCCCGCCGCAGCGAGCACUCCGGGAGGCCUUCUUGGAGCCAGUGGUGUAGACCUUAGUCUUGAUGACAACCAGCAUAUCAAGCCCCAGUACAGCUAUGCCCAGAUGAUAACACAGGCCAUUCUCAAUGCGCCAGACGGCAAGCUCAAUCUAAAUGGCAUCUAUAACUUUAUCAUGAACAGCUAUUCCUAUUAUCGUCACCAGCACGCGGCAGGUUGGCAGAAUUCUAUUAGACACAACCUGUCGCUUAAUAAAUCGUUUGACAAGGUCGCCCGGUCUACCGACGAGCCUGGAAAAGGAAUGAAGUGGCACAUCGUUCCCGAGACGCGGGACGAAAUGGUGAGGAAUGCGUACAAAAUAGGACGUGGAGGCCACCGUGGAUCGUCCGUGCCAUCGUCACCGAGCCAGUUGAAUUACAUUACCCACGGCCCAAAAGAUAUCCUGGCGCGGGAUCCCUCAUCCGCGCAAAAGAGGCGAGGAUCGUCGCUUGUAUCGCCGCCCCCUCAAUCAUCCCUCCGCGCCAUACAGUCGACGCCGGAUCGCGGAUAUGGGCGACAAACGGACCGGAGCUCGGCUUUGACUGCGGACGGAAGCCCCCUGCCGCGACCAAGAAAAUCAAUGGCAGGCGACUCAUCCUUUUCUGGGUUCCAUCCUCAGUCGCCGACCCUGACGUCGUCGUAUAUGCAAGAUGAUAAUGCGUCAUUCAUUACGCCGGCGCCGCCGAGGGUCCAUCCCAAGCUUGCACCUCCCAGCACUGCGCAGCGGCCCAGCCAGCAUAUGCCGACCAGCUCUCCGGCGCCCUUUUGGAAAUAUGCCGACAUUGGCAGCACGCCGCUGAAGCCGCUGGCGCCAUACGAAGUCAGUCCAUCGCGAGUUGCUAGAGAGGGACGUACUCAAAGCAGUAGCCCCCCUGCGGUUGGCAAGUCACCGCCAAGUAGUCCGUCUCGACCGCAGAAAUCUGGCCAGCAGGAACCUUCAGAUGCUGCGGAUGAGGCCGAGGAAGAACAAGGAUUUGAUUUGAUGAAAGGAUUUCAAAGUAUUGGCGCAUACCAUGCUCCUGUAGAAAGAGGCGUUUCCAUCGGCGCGGCCUUGAAGGGCGGUUCAUGA